AUGGUUGAAGACGAAAGGAGAGUCUACAUGCUCCUAGAGCUGGAGAAGAUCAAAGAACUGGCCAUUCCGCAUGUGUAUGUAUUUCCUACCGAUGCUUUGGAAUUCACCUGUGCUGCAUUUAAGGGCUCCAUCUACGCAGUCUUUAGGCUGGUAAAGACCAACAUCCAUGAGGAGUGGAACGCCCUUCUAAAUAUAGGACACGGCAAGGAAAUGCAUCCAAUCCCCAGCUCACAGGAUGCACAUGUGGUGCUACAGGCUGUCUUGAAUGCACUUAACAGGGAAUCCAGCGCCGAGGUGUUUGGAAAGAGCCAGAAUGCUUUUCCAUUUGUUUUCAGAGACUUUUCCAACAGAAAAAGAAACAUUGGAGCGCUUUUAUCCUUUGUCAAAAAUAGAUGUUUCAAAGAAAACGGCAAUGGGUGA
Encephalitozoon cuniculi GB-M1 is the source of this 420-nucleotide messenger RNA. RefSeq lists its product as uncharacterized. The transcript has a single exon. The record is from RefSeq and is marked provisional. Lineage: Eukaryota; Fungi; Microsporidia; Unikaryonidae. The coding region runs from base 1 to 420 and encodes 139 amino acids.